AUGAUGCUCGGAUUUCGAGUCUUCAUUCUAGCUCUACUCGGAUGUUAUCCAUCUGUCAUUGGAUCCUCGGAAGGCACAACAACAACGUUUUCACAAAGUGGCGCUCAUACCACAGCAACAGAUUUCAGUUCGCUUGAUGACAACUACGAGAAUGAGAAUAAAGCGUUGAAUUACACUCCAAUGGAGGCUUUUCCUGGCCACGUUAAAAGCGCAUUCUUUAUUUCAGCAGCGACAACGCUAUGUGUUUUGUUGUCCUGCUCGUUCCUGAUCGGUCUAUAUGAGGUCUACGAUAAAAAGAAGCAGAAACCUGUGAAGUCUCAUGCAUAA
This is a messenger RNA of Necator americanus (New World hookworm), 327 nucleotides long. RefSeq lists its product as uncharacterized. The transcript has 5 exons. The record is from RefSeq and is a predicted model, not a curated record. Lineage: Eukaryota; Metazoa; Nematoda; Chromadorea; Rhabditida; Ancylostomatidae. The coding region runs from base 1 to 327 and encodes 108 amino acids.